AUGCAUGUUUCUAAUUCUGAACAAGUUGAGCUAGCUGCAUAUCAACUGAAGAAUAAGGCUAAGACUGGUUUCGAUCAAUGGAAGGAGGGAAGAGAUAAAGAUGCACCACAUCCAAGUUGGCCCCAUUUCAAAGAGGCUUUCUUGGGGCAUUUCUUUCCCCAAAAAUUGAAAGAGGCUAAGUUGUCCCUCUAUGAUCCUGAGGUUGUUAAGGACAUGAGGAGUAGGAUACACUUGUUCGUCGCUAGCUUGGAUCGAGCAUCAAGAAAAGAGGGAAGAGUUGCAAUGCUAACAGGCGACAUGGACAUAUCCAAGUUGAUGGUUUAUGUGCAGCAGGUUGAAGAGGAGAAGCUGAGUGAUAUAGAAGAGUAUAGAAAUAAGAAAGCUAAGACAGGGAAUGAGUCCAGGCAACAGAAGAGUAAUGCAACCCGAUCAUCCUUACAACAGAAACAGAUGGGUAAUGCCCCAUCAUCUGCUAGUGCACCUACACUUAAGAAAAAAUUUGCUCCACCAGACAAGGCUGCACCUAAGGAGCUACUUCCGAUGCUAGCAGAGGAACAAAGCGCUUGUAUGCUCUCAAUUAUCGCCAAGAGCAUGAGAACUCACCAUAUGUUGUCACUGAGACAAUUGAAAGUUAAUGAAAAGAAUUUUCCAACCCAUGACGUAGAGUUGGUUGCUCUAGUAUUCUCGUUGAAGAUAUGGCGUCACUAUUUGUAUUGUAUUCAUGUGGAUGUUUUCACUGAUCUCAAGCGCCUACAAUAUGUGUUCACUCAGAGAGAGUUUAAUCUCAUACAAAGGAGGUUGUUAGAUUUGCUUAAAGAUUAUGACAUGAGCAUUCUUUACCACCCAGUUAAGGUAAAUGUUUUUGUUGAUGCCUUAAGUAGGUUGUCUAUGGGUACUACUGCCCACCUUAAGGAAGAUAAGAAAGAAGCGGCAAAAGAAGUGUCUAGACUUGCACGCCUAGGAGACUGA
Molecule: messenger RNA, 969 nt
Organism: Solanum pennellii
Lineage: Eukaryota; Viridiplantae; Streptophyta; Magnoliopsida; Solanales; Solanaceae
Exons: 4
Coding region: 1-969 (322 amino acids)
Source: RefSeq, a predicted model, not a curated record